AUGACAAAAAGAUCGUGGAACGAUGCGAACCAGGGAGAUCCUGAACACUCCAUUCGAUGGAAUCCCAAUCCUGCGAGCUUCUCUCCCCUGCCCAAUCCACCUACGAGCGAGCAAGCCAUGGCUAUGAACCACGCCGAUCCAGCCCAGAUCCCGCCUCUCCCGAACAUAUCGCGUAAAGUCAAGGCAUGCGCUGCCUGUCGAAAACAAAAGAUGGUCUGCUUUAUGCACGCGUCGGUUCGAUGCUUCAUGGAUAAGAGCGGUCCUCCAUGCAAGCGAUGCGCCGAAAAGGUUCUGUCUUGUGUCCUCAACAAGAGUCUACAAACUCUCAUCAAUGAGCGCGUACCGCAGACGAACGCGUUGAUACACGACCUAGAGGUUGUCUCGACAAGCGUCCAGCACAUUCUGAAGACCCUGAAUCUUCCAAGUAUGCCACAGCUCGAGAGCUCCAGGUUUAUUGCGCCUUCUCCAGUCUCAGGGGAGCAGGGUGACUCAAAUCACCUCCCGGAUAUUGGCCCAUCAUGCGACAACUCACCAGAUCUCUCGCCCCAAGAUGAAGAAAAUCUCCCCCGCAUACCAAUGCAUUCCGUAUACCAUCUCACCAAAUUAAGUGCUCUGCGAUCCCCCGAAGCCGAUAUAGACGCAUCGCCGGGAAAGUCGAUUCAUGCAGGGCCACACGCCGACUUCAUUUCUCAAGGGAUGAUCUCCCUGAAGGAUGCAGAGAUGCUCUUCCACCUCUACACGGAUCGCGUCGACCAUUUUGCGUACGGAGUUGGCGCAAGAUACAAAACGUUGGAGGCUCUGCGGUGCAAUAGUGCGGUUCUCACAGCAGCCAUCCUCACUGUUGCUGCCAUGCAUGAUCCUAAAGCCAACAGUCUCUACCCCACCUGCGACCGUGAAUUCAAGCGUCUGAUGACCGAGUCUCUGUUUGAUCGACACGUCGAUCGUGAUCACCUUCGCGCCUUGUGCGUUGCCUCGUACUGGCUCCACGAUUCCUCCUGGACAUUAACCGGUAUCGCAUCUCGGCGUGCAGCGGCGAUGAACAUUGGUAGUCACCUGGAAACACUACGCAAGAAAAACGACGAAGACGCUGCCGAUUUCAUUCGGAUCUGGUUUUUGAUAUACAUAUGUGAUCAGCAUCUCUCGACCUUGUACUGUCGGCAGGGUGAGAUGAGAGAGGACCGGGCCAUUGAGCACGCGGAAUGGCUUGUCGAAUCAUCUACGGUGACUAUCGGUGACCAGCGGCUGGUAAGUCAAGUCACCCUCUUGACCAUCAUUCACAAGAUUCGUGCUCUCUUUGGCACCGAUUCUGGGAAACCAAUCCCCACCGUCUUCGCCUCGCAUAUAAGCUCCUUCUCUCGCCAGCUCGAUCAGUGGGUCGGCCGCUGGUCAACGACCUUUCCAGAGGUUCAAGAGGGUUUCGGUACGUUCCCCAGAAAGGGGUGCGUUUUCCACUACCAGCCCGCUAAGCUCUAUUUGCUAUCACAUGUUUUUCAUGGACUGGGGUGUUCUCCCAUCCCGACCGAGUUUCUGGAAGCAGCUCAUGGUGCCACUGCCGCUGCCAUGGCUAUCUUGAACAUUGUAAUCACCGAGCCCGUCGUGCGUGAAGCCCUCGUCGGGUUGCCGUGCUAUGUUCAAUCCAUGAUCGGAUUUGCCUGCAUGUUUCUCAUGAAGCUCAUAACCAACUACGGAAACCAAUUGGUAGAUAGAAAUGAGUUUAUAGAUAUUCUUUCCCGGCUUGUUGCGGCGUAUCAAGCCACUCCCGUCAACUCAUGGCAUCUGGUACAUCACAUGGGAAAUGGGCUUGAGAGGAUGCUUCGUGCUCUUCAACAACAGCCUUCCAACACAACCAUUGAUCCUGCGGCAUCUGACAUCAACCUCCAUCGGCAGGCCAAUCUCGACCUGGACUUUAGUCUUGCCGAGUUAGGCUCCAUGGAUAUGUCGAUGGUGAAUACCGAAGCCUUAUUCUUAAUGAGUGGUUCGAUGGAUAUGGGAGUAAUGGGGGGGUGA
Messenger RNA from Clonostachys rhizophaga, 2007 nucleotides. The record is from the annotation of a GenBank genome assembly. Lineage: Eukaryota; Fungi; Ascomycota; Sordariomycetes; Hypocreales; Bionectriaceae.